Messenger RNA from Lachnellula hyalina, 1476 nucleotides. RefSeq names its product GATA zinc finger domain-containing protein (gene gtaJ). The transcript is spliced from 4 exons. Lineage: Eukaryota; Fungi; Ascomycota; Leotiomycetes; Helotiales; Lachnaceae. Gene Ontology annotation, molecular function: zinc ion binding; sequence-specific DNA binding. Gene Ontology annotation, biological process: regulation of DNA-templated transcription. Bases 1 to 1476 code for a protein of 491 amino acids. The record is from RefSeq and is a predicted model, not a curated record.
AUGGAAUCAUUGGAUGGACCCGGCAGAAAAAGUGCAAUCCUCUCUAUAAUCAAUCGCGAAAGUCUCGACCGGGUCACCACUGAUCGGUCGUAUACAUCAGCAUCUACAAUGGCGGCCACUGCAGUUGUCAACCCCGCUUCGAUGUAUUCAAAUGGACCUCCACCCCCAUACUCUGGGUGGCCAGCGCCCUCUUCACAUUCGGCGCCUGGCCUUGUAUCUCCAUCAGAGUCAAGGCGAACGUCAGAUAACAGGCCCGAACCACCUCUUAUGCAAAGCACGCAACCACAACGACAAUCUCUGCCAUCUAUACACGAAGCUCUUGGGCCCGAACCAACUGGGCGAUAUGCCUCCCCAGUGUCUGCGUCUUUACCACCUCAGCAUCAGAUUCCAUAUUCGCAAUCACAGGCCAUUUCAAUAACUCAAUCACAUCCGCCGCCCGAUCAUGCGCCAUACCCAACCCAAAUUGCCCCGCCCCAAGUCCGUCAAAGAACCCCACCACAGCCAGUCCAGCCGCAAGCCAAUCCCUUUUCACGACCAGAGCCCGUAUCGAAUGGCUUUCCUGAACCGCUUAGACACCCCUCCCUAAGUCUUCAGGCUGCUCCUGCUCCACAUAAUCCGUACGCUGGUCCUCGUUACGAAGCUCCACGAUUUGAACAGGAUCCUCGAGCCCCAGAGCGCUUGGCGAAUGGCUAUCCUCACCAACCCCCACCUCCACAGCAGGGCUCGUACGGAUAUGCCCCUGGUCCGAAUCAUGCGCCAGUUCCACACAGUCCUGCUUACAACCAACCUCGUUACUCACGGGAUGGGCGAGAGAUAGAUGAAAUAUAUAAAGGGGGCAGAGAAGACGAGAGGUCGAGGAUAACACCUUUCAAACAGGGUUUAAAGCGAAACCUUGAGGUGUGGGAUUUUGAAAAUCAUCUCUCAUCGAUAUACGUCUCGAGCGGCGCACUUCAGGCUUGGUCUAAGCACUUCCAUUCGAUAGCACAGGAGCAGCAACCCCGUGAUCCAAAUGGAGUACCAGACAGAAUGCCGACUAUAGAAACAUGCAAUGAAAUGCUUCAACACCAAGAAAAAAUCCGUCAAGACCUCGAGAAAUUGAGAGAUAUGAUUUCUCAACAGCAUGAGCACGUUGCAAUGAUGGACCAACGGAUGCGAGACCAUAAUGGCAAAGGCCCGGGCUAUUAUGACGACGGAAUAAGCAUUUAUGACGACGACAUGAAAAGUCAAGGUUAUGGAGGCCCAGAAAGCAAAAAACGGCGAGGGAGAGCGGCUCCUCCGGGCCGGUGUCAUAGCUGCAACCGAGCCGAAACUCCUGAAUGGAGAAGAGGACCUGACGGAGCGCGAACCCUCUGUAAUGCUUGUGGACUUCAUUACGCAAAAUUAACGCGUAAGAAUACGAUAAAGCAAUCACAGAGCUCUAAUGGCUCGUCACUUCGACCGAAAUCGAUGGACGGCAUCUCACCAGGGCCACUAUAA